Drosophila melanogaster (fruit fly) is the source of this 2164-nucleotide messenger RNA. RefSeq lists its product as uncharacterized. Bases 1 to 2001 code for a protein of 666 amino acids. The transcript has 4 exons. Gene Ontology annotation, molecular function: sphingomyelin phosphodiesterase activity; hydrolase activity. Lineage: Eukaryota; Metazoa; Arthropoda; Insecta; Diptera; Drosophilidae. Gene Ontology annotation, biological process: sphingomyelin catabolic process; ceramide biosynthetic process. Gene Ontology annotation, cellular component: extracellular region. The record is from RefSeq and is marked reviewed.
AUGAAGUUGAUCCGGGGCACAACUCUUUUGGGCAUCGGCAUAUUAUUCGUCGGGUGCGGGGCGUUCAGCCUGCCCUCCGUUUACGAUGUCCUGUCUAAGGAUCAGCAGGCCACAUCCUUUGUAUCAGCCAGCAUAGCGGAAGAGAUAAGCCGUGAGUACCUGAAGUACCACCGAACUGGCAUCGAGACGGAGAGGCUUCGCCAGCUGGGAAAGGACAUCCGGAGUAGUCACAGCAAGAAGGCCAUUUUCACGGAAUCCAUGGCCGAUCUCACCUCAACGGACCAGUUCUUCGUCUGCACCCUGUGCAGAUCUACCAUCAACGUGUUUGCUCGAACUUUCACCGAGGGCGAGCUGAGUGGUCCGGAAAGGGAUGAUGAGGCGAAGAAAUUGAUGCUGGGCAUGUGUGACUACUUUGCUAUCAGCACCCAGGAGGUGUGCUCCGGAUUAUUCGAUCUCAACUGGCCGAUUCUGGACUUUAUUCUGAACGAAACUGUGGCAAAGUCGAACACCUUUUGCAGCAUGCUGCCCAUCCCAAUUUGUCAGGUGAAACAGGAUGAGUACAAUCUCACCUUGUCCAUCCAGGGAGACUUGCCCCAGGAAUCGAACUCCAACUUGCCCGCCAAGACCUCCGAGGAUAUUCUUGUCCUGCACCUGACCGACAUCCACUACGAUCCUGAAUACGCCGAGGGCAGCAAUGCAGCUUGCGAUGAGCCCAUGUGCUGCAGAAAUUCCCUGCCCGAAGGAUCUGACUCGUCGGCAGCUGCUGGCUUUUGGUCUGAUUACCGUGAUUGUGACUGCCCCAAACGCCUCAUCCUUAGUGCUUUCGAGCACAUCAAGGAAAACCACAAGAUCGAGUGGAUAUACCAUACUGGAGAUGUGCCGCCCCACAACGUGUGGUCCACCACCAGACAGGGCAACCUGGAUAUGUUGUCCGAAAUCGACGAACUGCUGGCCAAGUAUUUCCCGGACACGCCCAUCUACCCAUGUCUUGGAAACCACGAGCCACAUCCAGCAAAUGUUUUCGGAAACGACGAGAUUCCCAGCUCCCUUAGAGUUGACUGGUUGUAUGAGCACGUGUGGAGUUUGUGGUCCAAGUGGUUGCCCGCCGAGGCGGAGGAGACUGUUCUUCGAGGAGGAUAUUACACUGCAUCCCCGAGCAAAGGACACAGGAUUGUGGCCCUGAACAGCAUGGACUGCUACCUGUACAACUGGUGGUUGUUCUAUAAUGCCACGUUGAUUCAGGAGCAGCUGCAGUGGUUCCACGACACUCUAUUGUCUGCGGAGGAGGCGGGAGAAUCGGUCCACAUCCUGACCCAUAUUCCCGCUGGAGAUGGAGACUGCUGGUGUAACUGGUCUCAAGAAUACAAUAGGGUUCUCACCCGAUUCAAUGGCAUCAUCACUGGAGUCUUCAGUGGUCACACCCACAAGGACGAGAUGAACUUGCAUUACUCCGAGGACGGCUAUGCCACGGUGGUCAACUGGAAUGGCGGUAGUCUGACCUCCUACUCGAACAAGAACCCCAACUACCGGCUGUACGAACUCCACCCGGAGAACUGGCAGGUCCUGGACCACCACACGUACACAUUCAACCUGACGGAGGCCAACCUGACGCCCGACGAGCAGCCCAAGUGGGAGCUGGAGUACCAGUUCACCAAGGAGUACACCGAGGACACCAGUCCCGCGGGAAUCGAUCGCUUGCUGUUGGAAAUGGCUGAGAAGCCCGACUUGCUAAGGAAGUUCUGGAGGAACAAGUUCACCAACUCCGAUCCCAAGCUGGCAGAGGGCUGUGAUAACGCAUGUUUGAGCAAGACGAUUUGCAGGAUAGCCACCAGUAAUUACCAGGAGCGCACUCGCUGCAAGGAACUCCAGGCCAUCCUGGCUGAGAGCUUGGAAAACGAGCCGGAUACGGAUGAUAAUAAUGGCGGAGGUGCUGCUGGACUAUCUGCCCUCAGUUUGGCCUCCCUGCUGGCGCUUUUGGCUGCAUCUAAGCUCCUUGGAUAAGCCUUAUCAAUGCCCCCCGUCUAUUCUUAACCCCUGUUAUCAACGUCGAUAAUCGCAGCCCAUAAAAUGGGUUAUAAAACAGUAUAAAAAAGACCCAAAGUCUUUACAGAUUAUGGAAUACCAAGAGAAAUAAACACACACGUUUCUUGUAGUCAACACUCAG